CACCUUCAAGAGCGACAAACGUAAACAAAGUGUGAAUGAGAAGCACGUUCAUUCAACCUUGAGGUCUUCCCUUAAUAACUUUUCUUCCCUUUAGUUUGUGGAUUUCCUUUAUUUUCUGCAUUUUUACUUUCUCAGAUUGAAAGACGGAGGUGGGAUGACUGAGAGGGAGGUAUCAGUCACAGUACUGUUCUUUGCUGGAGCACGUGAACUCGCUGGCAUAGAGCGUGCCACUCUGACCUUGACAGCAACGACAACCCCAGAGCAACUCUUGUCACAGGUUGUCCGGUCCUUUGGGGAGCUAGAGAAGAUCAGAGGGAGUGUUAUUGUAUCACUCAACCAGGAGUACUGUGCGCCCGGUCAGGACCUUGUUCUUUCAACAGGAGACGAAGUCGCAAUCAUCCCCCCGAUCAGCGGAGGCUAGAUACCUUACUAUGGAUCACAUAAAACUGACCCAGGAAGUGCUGUCUGUUGAUGAGGUAACUCGCCUUGUCACCGAUCCAGGAUGCGGGGCUGUCAGCCUUUUUGUUGGUACUACUCGAGACAACUUCCAGGGUCAAACUGUAGUGAGGUUAGAAUAUGAGGCGUAUCAAGAGAUGGCAGAAAAGGAGAUGCUGAAAUUAUGCAAAAGUGCAAGAGAAAAAUGGGCUUUACAACAUAUAGCCAUCUACCACAGACUUGGUGUUGUCCCCGUGACAGAGUCGAGUGUCAUAAUUGCCGUCAGCUCUGUACAUCGCCGUGAGUCUCUUGAGGCUGUCUCAUUCCUCAUUGAUGAGCUCAAGGCAAAUGUGCCGAUCUGGAAGAAGGAGAUCUACAACAAUGGAAGCGGUGACUGGAAGAAGAACAAGGAAUGCCAAUGGGCCAACGGCAAGGGUCCAGAGGCAGAGACAAAAGUUGACAGCGAGGAAACGUGUUCUGGCAAAAGAGCAUUAGAUGACAAUGACAACACUUGUUCACAACCUAUAAAGAAAAUCAAAACAGAACAUUUAGAUGAAACAAAGUCAUUGGAAUAUUGCAGUCAGGACAAAGACUCAAGUUGCAACACAAGCAAAGUAAAGUGUGAACCUGAUAACCAUGAAACUGAGAGGAAAAUCAAUCCAGCUUUUGUACAAAUUGUCGUCCCCAAAAAAGAACUGGAUCGAAGAAUUGCAGCCUUUCAACAGCGCAAACGACAGGAACUAGAUGUCCUAAAUGUACAAGAAUUUUGCACGUUGUCAGGAGGUGCCUCAACCAUGAGUUCUUGUGCGCGAACUUCUGCUGUUGUUCAUAGGUCAAAGGAUUCUAAUAGUCAUUUAAAGUUGACCAAAGUAGUGAAUGAAUGGGGUCCUCAGACAAGGGGCAUCGAUCCAGGCUCAAAACCCAUUGGUGUGGUGUCAGUGAAGGAGGAAGAGAAAGGAGUGAUAAGUUCACAUGGAAGCAGCACUGACAACUUGCAGGAAUCAAGCCGUAACAUCAAGCAAGAAAAUAGUUCUGAGUCGGUUCAGUGCAAAACAGAUUUUAGAGAUCAGCAAGGAGUGUUGCCAGAAGGCAUCGAGGAACGACUACACAAUGUCGAGUCACACCUCAAGAUUGUCCCGGGGGGUCCUGUGCCACAAGACAUCUAUACCCGACUCAAGGCUGUGGAGGAUCGCCUUCUCCACCUCGAGGGAAUUUCUCCAGAAUACUUUGGAGAUAAGAAAAUAAAAAUCCCCGAGAAGCAGUCAUAUAAAAAGGAAAUAAAAGCAGUUGAAGAUGAUAUUUCCCUGAGUGAGAUAGACCUGCGCAUUCACCAUCUCAAAAUGAAGUUGAAACAGCGGCAGAUCAAGCAGGUCAUUUGAAGAGGACUCGGAGGUUCUGCCGAAUUCUGUUUGAAAAGGAUAAUGCUGCUGCUGUUACUACUGUUGUUGUUGGUUUGUUGUUGGUUUGAUAUUUGUAGCAACAUGCAAAUGCUGGAUUUGGUCUUGGCAGUGCUUCACGUUGCUGUUUCAAGGUUGACAAUUUUCUCUGUAUUUUGUUUGGCAUUAUUUUUUUUUCAUUGUUGUUUUUCCUUGUUUUCUGUUACUAUAGUUUUUCAUUGUUAUUUCUUUAUCAUUGUAUUGCUUUGAAAACCAUUUUUUGUUUUCAAAAAUGGUUUACAUAUUCUCUUUACUUCUAUCAAAAAGAUAUUGUAAAAACAGAAAGAAAAAUAAUAACCAACAGAAAAUUUACAUUCAUUGUUGACAAUAAAAUACUUCGCAAUU
This is a messenger RNA of Penaeus vannamei (Pacific white shrimp), 2216 nucleotides long. The record is from RefSeq and is a predicted model, not a curated record. NCBI's taxonomy places the organism in Eukaryota, Metazoa, Arthropoda, Malacostraca, Decapoda, Penaeidae.